This is a messenger RNA of Penicillium canescens, 3342 nucleotides long. Its product is annotated as bifunctional cytochrome P450/NADPH--P450 reductase. Lineage: Eukaryota; Fungi; Ascomycota; Eurotiomycetes; Eurotiales; Aspergillaceae. Gene Ontology annotation, cellular component: cytosol. Gene Ontology annotation, molecular function: flavin adenine dinucleotide binding; heme binding; NADPH-hemoprotein reductase activity. The transcript is spliced from 3 exons. The record is from RefSeq and is a predicted model, not a curated record. The coding region runs from base 1 to 3342 and encodes 1113 amino acids.
AUGAGCUCCGUGAAAGAGGUCCCCAUCCCGGGGCCAAGGGGCGUCCCGAUCUUGGGCAACAUCUACGACAUCGAACCCGAAGUCCCUGCCAACAGUUUCGAGCUACUGGCCGAAAACUACGGCCACAUUUUCCGAUUGACUACCUUCGGCAAACCCAGAGUAUUUAUCAGCUCGCAUGAGCUGGUCGAUGAAGUAUGCGACGAGGAACGAUUCACAAAGAUUGUUUCAGCUGGUCUACAUGAGAUCCGGAAUGGUGUCCACGAUGGUCUGUUUACGGCCAACUAUCCCGGCGAGGAGAACUGGGCUGUUGCUCACCGUGUCCUCGUUCCUGCGUUUGGUCCUUUGAUGAUUCGGGGGAUGUUCGAUGAAAUGUACGACAUCGCCACUCAACUCGUCAUGAAAUGGGCGCGCCAGGGCCCUACCGUGCCUAUCGGCGUAACGGACGACUUCACCCGCCUAACACUGGACUCCAUUGCCCUCUGCGCAAUGGGUACCCGCUUCAAUUCAUUCUACCACGAUGAAAUGCACCCGUUCGUCGAGGCUAUGGUUGGCUUGUUGGCUGGGUCUGGAACUCGCGCUCGUCGGCCUGGUUUGAUUAAUAGCCUACCGACCAGUGAGAACAACAAGUACUGGACGGACAUUGAGUAUCUGCGGAACCUUGCUCAGGAGCUUGUUGAUAACCGGAAGGAGAAUCCGGUUGAGAAGAAGGAUCUUCUUAACGCUCUCAUUCUGGGACGGGAUCCGCAGACUGGCCAGGGUUUGACUGAUGACUCGAUUGUGAAUAACAUGAUCACUUUCUUGAUUGCUGGUCAUGAGACGACGUCCGGCAUGCUGUCGUUCCUAUUCUACCAUCUCCUCAAGAACCCCAGUGCCUACAAGAAGGCACAGGAGGAAGUUGACCGUGUUAUCGGCAAACGCAAGAUUGUUGUCGAGGAUAUGUCGAAGUUGCCAUACAUCACAGCUGUGAUGCGUGAAACUCUCCGUCUGAACCCAACUGCCCCAAUGAUCGCAGUCCAUCCCCACCCUGAUAAGAACAAGGAGGAUCCAGUAACACUGGGAGGCGGGAAAUAUGUCCUGCACCCAGACGAGACCAUCGCUCUCAUGCUGGGCAAGAUGCAACGCGAUCCAAAGGUCUAUGGCCCUGACGCCGAUUCCUUCAAGCCCGAGAGAAUGCUUGAUGAGCACUUCGACAAGCUACCAAAGAACGCAUGGAAACCAUUUGGCAAUGGAAUGCGAGGCUGUAUCGGACGGCCAUUCGCAUGGCAAGAGGUCCUCCUGAUUGUGGCUAUGCUCCUCCAGAACUUCAAUUUUGAACUAGAUAACCCUAGCUACGACCUUCGCAUUAAGCAAACACUUACCAUCAAGCCUAAGGACUUCCAGAUGAAGGCAACUCUGAGACAUGAUCUUGAUCCUACCCAGCUCAGCAUUGCUCUCGGUGGUGCGCCGACGGAGACUGCUGCUGGCAGUCGGGAUCGCAAGCCAAAGGUUGCUGCACCUGUCGAUGGCCAGUUGAAGCCUAUGCACAUCCUGUACGGGAGCAACACUGGUACUUGUGAGGUAUUCGCCCGCAGAUUGGCUGAUGAUGCCACGGCCUAUGGUUAUGCUGCCAAAGUCAGCUCUCUCGACUCCGCUAAGGAAAACAUUCCUAAGAGCGAUCCGGUUGUUUUCAUCUCUGCUUCAUAUGAAGGCCAGCCCCCGGAUAACGCGGCUCAUUUCUUCCAGUGGUUGAGUGAGUUGAAGGGAAGUGAUCUGGAUGGUGUCAACUAUGCGGUCUUUGGUUGUGGACACCAUGACUGGUCCUCCACUUUCUACCGCAUUCCCAAGGCCAUUGACCAGCUGGUCAAGGACAAUGGCGCCAACAGGUUAUGCGAGAUUGGUCUUGCCGAUGCAGCCAACUCGGAUAUGUUCACUGAUUUCGACAGUUGGGGUGAGACUUCAUUUUGGCCAGCUCUCACUGCUAAGUUUGGCGGUGCUAGCCCUGAGAAAUCGACCAAGCCGAAGUCAUCAUUGCAGGUUGAGGUCAGCUCGGGCAUGCGGGCAUCAACCCUCGGCCUGCAGCUUGAAGAGGGCUUCGUUGUCGAGAAUCAGAUUCUGACGCACCCCGAAGCCCCAACAAAGCGCAUGGUGCGCUUCAAGUUACCCUCAGAGAUGACCUACCAGUGCGGUGAUUACCUCGCCGUCCUACCAGUGAACCCAAGCCAAGUCGUCCGCCGCGCAAUCCGCCGAUUCGACCUCCCAUGGGAUGCCGUGCUCUGCGUGAAAAAGCCCUCGCAGAGCUCAAGCCCUCCACCCUCCAUCCCCAUUGAUGUCCCAAUCUCAGCCUCCGAGCUGCUAUCCACCUACGUCGAGCUCUCCCAACCCGCCUCAAAGCGUGACCUGAACAUGCUAGCCGACGCAGCCAUCGAUGCCGAAACCCAAGCCGAACUACGCUACCUCGCCUCAAGCCCAAGCCGCUUCACCGAAGAAAUCGUCAAAAAGCGCGUCAGCCCCCUCGACCUCCUAAUGCGCCACCCAGCCAUCAAACUCCCAAUCGGUGACUUCCUAGCCAUGCUCCCACCAAUGCGCGUGCGCCAAUACUCAAUCUCCUCCUCACCUCUCGCCAACCCAUCCGAAUGCUCAAUCACCUUCUCCGUACUAAACGCCCCAGCCCUAGCAUCCACAACCGAAGGCACAGAUCUCAUCGAACAAUACCUCGGCGUAGCAUCAAACUACCUCUCAGAACUCCAAGUCGGCGAGCGUGCCCACAUAACCGUGCGCCCCUCCCACUCGGGCUUCAAACCCCCCAUCUCACUCGAAACUCCAAUGAUAAUGGCCUGUGCAGGCAGCGGCCUGGCCCCAUUCCGCGGAUUCAUAAUGGACCGAGCAGAGAAGAUCCGCGGCCGUCGCAGCUUACCAAAUUCAGAUGAAUUACACGACGGCCAGCCCGCCAAAGCGGUUCUAUACAUCGGCUGCCGUACACAGGGCCAGGACGAUAUCCACGCAUCCGAACUGGCUGAGUGGGCGGAGCUCGGUGCUGUCGAUGUCCGGUGGGCGUAUAGUCGUCCCACAGAUGGAAGCAAGGGUCGGCAUGUGCAGGACCUCAUGCUUGACGACCGGGUUGAGUUGGUUGAGUUGUUUGAGCAGGGUGCGAGGAUUUAUGUUUGUGGUAGUACCGGGGUUGGUGGGGCUGUGAGGGAUGCUUGUAAGGAGAUGUAUCUUGAGAAGCGAGCUGCUAAGAUUGCUGAGCUUAAGGAGAAGGGGGAGACGCCUGUUGAUGCUGAGCUUGGGGAUGAAGAGGCUGCUGAGAAGUUCUUUGAUCGCUUGAGGACUGCGGAGCGGUAUGCUACUGAUGUUUUUACUUAG